Monodelphis domestica (gray short-tailed opossum) is the source of this 3772-nucleotide messenger RNA. RefSeq names its product ras homolog family member U (gene RHOU). NCBI's taxonomy places the organism in Eukaryota, Metazoa, Chordata, Mammalia, Didelphimorphia, Didelphidae. Gene Ontology annotation, biological process: small GTPase-mediated signal transduction. The record is from RefSeq and is a predicted model, not a curated record. Gene Ontology annotation, molecular function: GTPase activity; GTP binding.
AUGCCGCCGCAACAGGGAGAAGCGGACUACAUCAGCAAGCCAGUACCAGGCUGUUGCAACUGCGAGGUGCCUCCCGUACCCCCACGCCGGGUGCGCAGCAGCCGGGGCGCAGCCGCCGCCGCCCUUGGGGCAGCCCUGGGGAGCCGCUGCCGGGCUGGGGGCGCGGAGCGGCGAAGCAUCAAGUGCGUGCUGGUCGGGGACGGCGCGGUGGGCAAGACCAGUCUGGUGGUGAGCUACACCACCAAUGGGUACCCGACGGAGUACAUCCCAACCGCCUUCGACAACUUCUCGGCUGUGGUAUCUGUGGAUGGCAGGCCAGUGAGACUGCAGCUCUGUGACACAGCUGGCCAGGAUGAGUUUGACAAGCUCCGGCCUCUGUGCUACACCAACACGGACAUCUUUUUGCUAUGCUUCAGCGUGGUAAGCCCUUCAUCCUUUCAGAAUGUGAGUGAGAAGUGGGUCCCGGAGAUUCGCUGUCACUGCCCCAAAGCCCCCAUUAUACUGGUUGGUACCCAGUCAGACCUCCGAGAAGAUGUCAAAGUCCUCAUUGAACUGGACAAAUGCAAAGAGAAGCCAGUGGCUGAGGAGGCUGCUAAGCUGUGUGCGGAGGAGAUCAAAGCUGCCUCCUACAUCGAGUGCUCUGCCUUGACUCAGAAAAACCUCAAAGAGGUCUUUGAUGCAGCCAUUGUGGCUGGCAUUCAGCACUCGGACACUCAACAGCAACCAAAGAAGUCCAAGAACAGGACUCCAGACAAAAUGAAAAAUAUCUCCAAAUCUUGGUGGAAGAAAUAUUGCUGUUUGGUAUAGUGCUGCUGGCCAGAGACCCCAAAAAAGCUAUUUUUAGAAUACAAAUUAGAAGCUAUAUUAGCUUAAAUGACUUUUCCUUUUACUGUAUAGAAAAUAUGUGUGUAUAUAUAUAUAUAUAUAUAUAAAAUACAUGUCACUGUGGGAGAGCUCAAUUUAUGUGCUUCUUUGUUCUCUUUUUCUCUUCAAUUUCUUGUAUGAGCAAAAGGGGCAGACAUAUUUAUGCAAAUGAUUUUUAAGUAGAUUAAUGAUUUUCCAGCAAUCUGAUCGUUUUCAAGCCCCAUCACACCGCCUGUGAGAAGACACUCCAGACCUGGGUAAAGAUUAUGGAGUUUUUGUAGUAUUUUAAUGUAUAGAAGGCCAAAGAGGCAUGAUAGAUGAUGGGAGGAAAAAGAAACCUUGACUUGAUUUAAGGCUACUUAAUGAAACAGUGGACUGUGAAAUAAGAGUCAUCUCCAGGCAUUUGUACCUCUUGGAAAUGUGGUGCCUGCUAAAGAACAACAUUUUUAGCCUUAGAACUCCAUGCAGACUGCACUUUUAUUUAAAAAAAAAAUCUGUGGAAACUUGCAAUGGCUUGUGUUAUACAACCUCGAAACAAUUGGUUCAUUCGGUUAUAGUAGUCAAGGAUAAGUGCCUGGCCAAUUCAGUGGGAGGGAAAAAUCCAUCCAAGUGGUUAUUUGGCAUUGUGUGGACCCCUCUCAAUUAAAAAAAAUUGUACUUAAAUCUGUUGUGUGCAUUGGGUAGACAUGGGUCAAAUGACAUGCUGGUGUUAAGUGAGUCUGGUGGAAUGUCUCUUUUUGUUUUAAGGGAAUGACCAUAUUAAUGGGAGAAAAAUGUGGCCAGUUGAGCUUCCUGACUCCCCUUUUAGGUUCUGCGAUGUGUGCCCCAAACUACCUCCUUCCCACUUUGUUCUAACUCCCAGGGCAGGGCACUCACUCUUUUCUCUGUCUUGAGAGCUUGCAUGGCUAAUUUGUACCAUCUGUAAGGCUUGAGAAUGCUCUUUUGAUGGGAGGCAGCCAACGUUUGUGUGACACAAUGUAUCUUUUUUUAAAAGUCAGCCAAUAUGUUCUUCUCAACGUUUCCCCUUCACAUAAUGGCUGUUUAUGCUGCUGAUUCAACUUCUUAAAAAAAAUUAAUGAGAAUAGAGGAUAUGCUACAAUUACUGGAUUUUCAGGGAAAAAGCCUGACUUUUUCCUCAUUAGAAGGCUUUUUACAAAGAGAGAUCAUUUGGAGUCAAGCCCAGGUGUGCCAAUAUAAAGCUUUUAAUUUAAUCGUCUGCUGAGACUGCUUUAAAAAGUACCAGUUAUGAUAAAACCCGUGAAAGCAUUCAGUGAAAUGCAACAGAUGACUUUCCCCAAAGAACUGGCAGCAGAAUAAUGCCAUGUGUCUUAAAGAUCAUGAGUGCGCUGCUGCCCUUAGGAAUGGGAGGCUAGUGUUUUAAUUGGCUGCAGCUGAGCUCCGUGGAUCAGGAGACCUGUGUUCACAGCUCCUAAGCAAGGAAGCCUUGGGACUUGGAGAAUGGCACUUACUUGUGAGUCAUGCAGAUUCGCUGGUAGGUGAUAUUUACAAGGCAUUGUUUCUCUUGGAAAAUGCCACCUCAGCCUUUCACACACACUGCCUGACAUGCAGCUGGGGUGCAGCAGGUUUCUUUCCUUUUUCUUUUUAGUUUCUGAUCUCCAGCUUGCCCUGAGUUAAGCCAGCUUUUCCAUAUUUACUGCAGUAUCUAACCUGAAAGGGAAUCUUGGUGUAGCCAUGACGUUAGAAGAGUCCUAACUGCUUUUGCCUCUAUGUAUUUAAUAAGUCCCAACUCAUGUUCUCUAGAGGAAGAGCAAAACCAUUUUCUAGUUCUUUUUUGCUCUUGCUGGUAGCUAUCAAAGAAUCUCUUUCAAAUAUAUAUGGAACAAAAGGUUAACCUGUAAACCUCUUAAAUACACAUGGGCUCUUGUUAUUAUUUAUCUUUUGUUAUGAUUAAAUGGAUGCCAUAGCUUUUGGAAAUGUUUAGUUGCAACCUGAAUUGAUUAAAAAAAAAGUUGCUUAACUUCUUGUGAUUCUUAAAACACACUUUAUUGAAUGAAUGAAUUCUAGACAAUUCCUAAGCCUAAUUUAAAGGAUUCUAUCUGAAGCAUUUAGAUUUUUUUAAAAAGGGAAAUUAGGCCCACACACCUUCCAGUUCUGAAAGCCUCACUUACCAUGCUUCCAUUUCUUAUCAGAUGCCUGAUUCUACAUCACUGAAGCUAGACAUUGAGCCAAGAACAGAGCCCAGUUACUACUUGGGCUAACCCUGAUGCUUAAAGUUUGGGGGGUUGUCUUUAUGAGUGCAGGAAUUUUGAUAUUUUAUGUUUUAUGGAGUGGGAAAGUUGGGGUUAGGCCAGAGGUUUCUCUGCAUAUUUAUUUGUCUAUUAAAUUAGGCAGGGUGGGGAAACUUUGAAAACUUUAUGUAUGUGUGAGGAUAGGAAGUCAACUCAUUUUAUAGCCCAGAAAACACGUUAUAUGUAAACUUGCAUCUUGGGAGAACAAAGAUUAUUUUUUAUCAGCACCCUAUUUUUGUGUGUGCCCGUCUAACAUAAAUCUUGAACUCCAGGGCAAUAUUACCAUUUCAGAAAAUGUGAUGUCCUUGAGCCUGUUUUGUUAUCUUCUUUUUGCUAUGUGUAUAUGAACCAAAUUUUUGCAACUUUAUGGAACCUAUGCUUUCUGUUCAUAGGCAUAUUCUGAGAAACCACAGGUAUUUUACAAAGCCAGAAUGAGGAAAAAGUCUUCCAUAUUGCCUCUUCUCAAUAUUGUGCCUUACCAAGUUUUGUUUUUCUGUUUUUAAGUGUAGGUGAUACUGAACAGAAUGUUUCACUUGAAAAUGCGAUGAGUUGGGUGGUGUGAAAUAAAUUCCAACCUGUAUAUAUUUGCCUCUGCCUAUCUUAUGGAAGAUUUUCUUUUGGAAAUAAAUAUGUAUGGUCCAACCACCUCUUUGAAAACA